UUAGAUAUGAAGACCAAAUACAGUGAUUUAAUAGCAACCACUCGCCAGGCAUUUGCUUCGGGUGUGACCAGAGAUAUAGAGUUUCGUAAAUGUCAACUGAAAGCAUUGUACCGAUUUCUGGUGGACAACGAGUCGCUGAUCGUAUCGGCGCUCAAUGAAGACCUUAGAAAGCCGUCGUUUGAGACCCGAAUGGCCGAAAUUGAUUUCUGUCUGAACGAUAUUCUCGGACAGUUGUUUAAUAUCGACAAAUAUGUGUCCCGCAAAACUGUACCAAAAACGCUGGUCACUAUUGCCGACAAUCCAUUUAUUUUGCCCGAACCCUACGGACUCGUAUUGAUUAUCGGCGCCUGGAAUUACCCGAUUCAGGUGACACUCAGUCCACUUAUCGGUGCCAUUGCUGCUGGAAAUGUUGUAUUCGUUAAGCCGUCAGAGUUGUCACCGAUGACCGCAAAACUCUUUCACGAAUUGUUGCCGAAAUAUCUGGACAACCGGUGUUUUCACAUAGUUUUGGGCGAUGCCGAAGAUACCAAACAACUCUUGACAGAACAGUUUGACUACAUAUUCUUUACGGGCAGCAACCGUGUCGGCCGUAUUGUUCAUCAGUCGGCUGCACAACAUUUGACACCCGCGACUCUAGAGUUAGGCGGGAAGAGUCCGCUAUAUAUUGACGACUCGUUGCCAGAUAUGGAGAUGGGUUGGCGGCGUAUACUAUGGGCUAAAAUGAUAAACGCUGGUCAAACUUGUGUGGCGCCCGACUAUAUACUAUGUACAGCCAGUGUUCAGAAGACGCUGAUACCAAUUGCCACUAAAAUAUUGAAACAAUUUUUUGGUGAUAAUCCUAAAGAAAGUCCUGAUUUUGGCCGUAUUGUUAGUGAUCGACAUUUUGAAAGGUUAGAAAAACUGUUGAGCACUUCGGGAAAAGCAGUAAUUGGUGGUGACAUAGAUCUCACCGAUCGUUAUAUAUCUCCGACCAUAUUGUUUGACGUCGAGCCAACUGAUUCUAUAAUGCAAGAAGAAAUUUUUGGUCCUAUAUUACCAGUUAUUGUGGUCAAGGAUGUCACAGAAGCCAUAGAUUUUGUGAAUAAACGCGAAAAACCAUUAACUUUAUAUAUAUUUUCGACUCAACAGCAAGUGAUCGACAAGUUUCUUAAAGAGACGUCCAGCGGAUCCAUUUGUGUCAACGACGCUAUGAUUCAAUUGACAAUAGACUCACUACCCUUUGGCGGUGUCGGCAACAGUGGUAUCGGUGCAUAUCAUGGGAUGUACUCAUUUGAGACAUUUUCGCAUCAAAAAUCAGUGUUGAUCCGUGGUUUCAAUCCAUUCCUCGAAUGGGUCGGUUCUAAGCGAUACCCACCCUAUAGUGAUAACCGAUUGAAACGAUUGUUGCGUUUGUUACGUAAGCGAAGGUCUAUUAUACCCGAAAACAUUAUGUAUUACAUUGUAUUCAUAUUGGGAUUUAUCACAUGCUUUCUGUACAAUCAAUUUGAAUGA
This is a messenger RNA of Oppia nitens, 1491 nucleotides long. Its product is annotated as aldehyde dehydrogenase family 3 member B1-like. Gene Ontology annotation, cellular component: cytoplasm. The record is from RefSeq and is a predicted model, not a curated record. The coding region runs from base 7 to 1491 and encodes 494 amino acids. The transcript is spliced from 3 exons. NCBI's taxonomy places the organism in Eukaryota, Metazoa, Arthropoda, Arachnida, Sarcoptiformes, Oppiidae. Gene Ontology annotation, biological process: aldehyde metabolic process. Gene Ontology annotation, molecular function: aldehyde dehydrogenase (NAD+) activity.